Molecule: messenger RNA, 2358 nt
Organism: Exserohilum turcica Et28A
Lineage: Eukaryota; Fungi; Ascomycota; Dothideomycetes; Pleosporales; Pleosporaceae
Exons: 2
Coding region: 1-2358 (785 amino acids)
Biological process (GO): canonical glycolysis; fructose 6-phosphate metabolic process; fructose 1,6-bisphosphate metabolic process
Cellular component (GO): 6-phosphofructokinase complex; cytoplasm; mitochondrion
Molecular function (GO): 6-phosphofructokinase activity; fructose-6-phosphate binding; AMP binding
Source: RefSeq, a predicted model, not a curated record
AUGGCGCCCACUGAGAUUCCGCCGCCCCUCGAGGGCAAGAAGAGGCGCAUUGGAGUCAUGACGAGUGGAGGAGACGCGCCCGGCAUGAACGGCGCAGUGCGAGCCGUCGUUCGCAUGGCUAUCCACAACAACUGCGAGGCCUACGCCAUAUACGAGGGCUACGACGGCCUGGUAAAGGGUGGUGACAUGAUCAAGGAGAUGAAGUGGGAGGACGUCAGAGGCUUCUUGUCAGAGGGCGGCACACUUAUCGGCACAGCGCGAUGCAUGGAGUUCAUGCAGCGCGAAGGGCGCCGAACAGCCGCAAAAAACCUCAUCCUCAAGGGCAUUGACGCAAUCAUCAUCUGCGGUGGUGACGGCUCUCUCACAGGUGCAGACAAGUUCCGCGCCGAGUGGCCGGAGCUGCUGAAUGAGCUGGUUCAAGAAAAGCAGCUCACACAGGAGCAAAUUGAGCCCUUCAAGCACCUCAACAUCGUCGGCUUGGUCGGCUCGAUUGACAACGACCUGUCCAUGACCGACGCCACAAUUGGAUGCUACACGUCACUUGCCCGCAUCUGCGAAGCCAUCGACUCGGUCGACACCACCGCCGUAAGCCAUCAGCGAGCAUUCGUCAUCGAAGUCAUGGGCCGGCAUUGCGGAUGGCUCGCCCUUAGCGCCGGUGUUGCCACGGGAGCAGACUUUGUCUUUACACCUGAGAACCCACCAAACGAAGGCUGGGAAAAGGAGAUGUGCCGACAGAUCAAGAAGCACAGGUCACUGGGAAAGCGGAAGACUAUUGUCGUUGUCGCUGAAGGAGCCAUCGAUCGUAACCUGAAGAAGAUUACAUCACAGCAGGUCAAAGACGUGCUUGCAGACGACGCAAAGCUCGACACGCGUGUGACGACGCUUGGACACGUCCAACGUGGAGGCACACCGUGUGCUUAUGAUCGUAUGCUUGCCACACUCCAAGGAGUGGAGGCCGUCAAGGCAGUUUUGGACGCUAGCCCCGAUGUUCCCAGCCCGGUCAUUUGUAUGCAAGAGAACAAGAUUGUCCGGCGUCCCCUCCUCGAGGCCGUUGCACAAACCAAGGAGGUCGCUGUAGCUAUCCAGAACAAGGACUUCCACCGGGCGAUGGAGCUCCGUGAUACCGAGUUUGAGCAGCAGUACCAGGCUUACCAAAUCACCACAGCUGCCGACCAGCCAGAGCUGCUAUUACCUGAGGAUAAGCGCCUGCGCGUCGGUAUCAUUCACGUUGGCGCUCCAGCUGGAGGGAUGAACGCAGCGACCCGUGCUGCCGUAGCGCACUGUCUUGCUCGUGGCCACACACCAAUUGCACUUCACAACGGUUUCCCCGGCAUAAUCCGCCACCACUCGGAUGAGCCAGUCGGUGCGGUCCGAGACAUCAAGUGGAUCGACGCUGAGACUUGGUCGUCAAAGGGAGGUUCUGAGAUUGGUACCAACCGUGGACUUCCCAGCGAGGACCUCGAGACUGUUGCGUUUGUCUUCAAGAAGUACAACAUCCAGGCCUUGUUUGUUGUUGGUGGAUUCGAGGCGUUCACAGCAGUUUCGGAACUGAGAAAAGCACGCGAACACUACAAAGCUUUCAAGAUCCCAAUGGUCAUCCUCCCGGCUACAAUUUCGAACAACGUGCCUGGAACCGAGUACUCGAUUGGCUCAGAUACGUGCUUGAACGCACUCAUUCAGUACUCUGACGCCUGCCGCCAAUCCGCAUCGGCGUCCCGUCGUCGUGUCUUUGUAAUUGAGACUCAAGGUGGCGAGUCGGGUUACAUUGCGACUGUUGCCGGUCUCAGUAUCGGAGCUCUGGCUGUGUACACUCCAGAAGAUGGCAUUGACCUCAAGAUGCUGGACCGCGACAUUGACCACCUGCGCGAGGUGUUUGCCAAGGACAAGGGUAUCAGCAGGUCUGGUAAAGUCAUCUUGGUCAAUGAGAAGGCGUCAAAGACGUACUCGGUACAAAUCAUUGCACAGAUGAUUGCCGAUGCGGGCAAGGGCAAGUUUGAGUCACGCCACGGAGUCCCUGGUCACUUCCAGCAGGGCACCAUCCCCUCACCCAUGGACCGUGUCAGGGCGGUGAGGUUCGCUACCAAGGCCAUGCAGCAUCUCGAGAGCUUUGCCGGCAUGAGCCCAGAGGACAUUGAGGAAGACUCCAUGUCCGUCACUGUCAUUGGUAUCAAGGCGAGCAAGCUGCUCUUCUCCCCCAUGGAGUCGGUCGAGAAGAAGGAGACGGAGUGGCACCGACGACGUCCCAAGCACGAGUUCUGGAUGGCGCUCAAGGAGACGGUUGACACACUGUCUGGAAGGCCCCAGGCCCCAACCAACCCCACUGAUAUCGAUACCCUCGCCGGUCGCCCUGCUAAAUAG